Messenger RNA from Centruroides sculpturatus (bark scorpion), 999 nucleotides. RefSeq lists its product as uncharacterized. The record is from RefSeq and is a predicted model, not a curated record. The transcript has a single exon. The coding region runs from base 1 to 999 and encodes 332 amino acids. Lineage: Eukaryota; Metazoa; Arthropoda; Arachnida; Scorpiones; Buthidae.
AUGAGAGAGAUCGAGCACAGAACAUUCAAUUCCCCGCUUGCCAUCCACUAUCCGAGGCUGUAUUUGCGUUACGUUGACGACAUCCUCAUAGCGUGGGAAGACACAGAUGAGACGUUCCUCAUCUUUAUGCAGCAACUGUCAAGCAUAUAUCCUUCCAUCAAUUUCUCUUGGGAAAAAGAAAGCGAUGCGGCAAUAACGUUCUUAGACCUGCAUAUAAGUAAGUCUUCGGAAGGACUACAAUUCUCGGUUCAUCACAAGUCCAGCAUAGCUCCACAUAUUAUACCAGCAGAGGCUUUUCAGCCUUCUCGAUAUGUCAAUGCUGCCAUUGCCGCUCUCGUUAGAAGGGCUUACUUACUAUCAUCUUCGCAAGAGCUGGUAAACAUGGAGUUAGACAACAUAAGUUUGGGGGUACGCACUGCUGGCUUUUCACGUGCAAAAUUUACGCACGUGCUCAAUAUGGUAAAGAAAUCACUGUUUCCAAGUACCACAUUAUGCAGCAAAAGAGAAUUUUCAAUGGUACAAACAUCGUUGCCAUACCUGGGACCCCUCUCUAUACGUAUCUGCAGAAUCUUUAAGCAGCACGGCCUUAUACUACCACUAACCCCACUUCCAAACCUACGCAAACUCAUUUGUAAUGAUAGGGACAAAUUUUCCACGCUUGAGAAGUCGGGGGUCUAUGCUGUACCUCUGGAAAACCUUACAACGGGAGUAAAUGCAAGAUAUGUCGGGGCCACUACUAGAAUGCUUGCCAGCCGACUAGAAGAGCACCAAAACGAUGUUGCGAGGGGUAGACACACCACCGAGCUCGCAAGAAAAGUACUUGAGCAGGGUUACAACCCGCUAUGGUCCCAAGCGGUUAUGCUCAAGAGCUGUAAGGAUCGAAAAAUCGUAUUUAUAUGGGAGUCUCUUCUUACUACCACCUUGGACACGUGCAACAUUCCAACUCUCGAGCUGCCCAGUGUAUGGGUCACACUAUACAAGCAAUUAAGUAAAAAUUAG